UACUUGCAAAUCGGGGUGAGGCCGUAGACUUGCUCCGGCUCGCCCGACUCGUCGUCCACCUUCUUGGCCUCGAAGAUGUCGCAGCUGGCCAGGAAGCGGAGGAUGCGGUCCAGACAGCAUGGUGCCUUGCUCCGCGUCAGCCAUGAUCUGAGGCACGUCCAGGAGAGUUAUGGCCUUUAAAGCCAUUGGGACAGUGCUGAGCGACAUGAGCUCCAGGAAAUUGAGACGCUCUCUGUCGUCUGACAGCACCUUCUCCUUCCUCCCGGUACCGUUGGCGCGAUCUAUGCACUGGAGCACCUCAAAGUGGUUGUGACUGCGGAUGUGUUCGUCAGCAACGCUCUGCUCAAUCUCAAGCAUCUUCGAUCGCUCUCUUUCUCUCUCGGGAAGCGAUUCCUCCGAAACAGAGUGAUGGCUUUUUAAGCUGCUUCAGGACAAACCACACGAGCGAGAAGUGGAAAAACAAAGAAUUUACGAGCUGAGAGAGAUGCUUUGGAGCCGCCCGACAAGAUGGAACGAAUGCGCAACGAAGCACGAACAAGGAAUGCGAGACAGAUUCCGGCUGGUGUUUCGCGCAAUGAUGCAAAGCAAACGCCACCGAGGAAGACAAAACAAAGACAAAGAGGAGAGAUUUGGGCCCAAGCAAGCAGCAGCAGUGCCGGCGAGAAGAUUGACGAGCGAACAAAAGGUGAGCUACUUUUCUCGCUCGCUUCGCUUCGCUUCUCUCGCUCUCUCGCACCCUCCCUUUGUAGUAGUGGUGGUGGUAGUAGUAGUAGUAGUAGCACUGUGUAUUUUUGGAAUGGCACUGUGUAUGUACUUCCUCAGGGUCUUCUUAUAUACAGAACAGGAGGGCUUUGGGACGUGCGUAAGCCCUACAAGUCCCGACGGAAAAGAAUGGAAGGAUGGAAAAAAACUAGAAAUAUUAACUGUGGAGGGGGACAUGCUUCCAUCUCUCAACCACCACCUUUCAUGAUCUUGGCAAUGCCCGAAUGUAUUGACUUGCUCAAACUGGGGGGGCCAAUAUGGCCGGGGGUGUCGGUCGGAUUGUGUUGCGAAUUUAACGCUAAACCCGUGGGAAGUAUGACGCGGGGAGGUUUCAAUCGCUUUGGCGAGCGAUUGCUACCCGGGAGUGAAGGGGGUGCUGGCGAUGUGAGCACAAUUUACAGCUCUCAUGUGGCCUGGCAUGGGGGACGAGAGACACCAGCGCCCAUAAACAUUGCUUGUCUCGGAAGCAGCGAAAACAAACAAGAAAGCGCAAAAGACCAAGAGAUUGUACAUGCGUUCUUCAAUUGCCUUGCUCGGGAGAUCGGGACCAUCCACGUGGACGGUCAGAAACAGCACAUGAGGAGCCCUAAUUCGCUCGCAGCUGCCUAG
Messenger RNA from Selaginella moellendorffii, 1371 nucleotides. RefSeq lists its product as uncharacterized. The transcript is spliced from 6 exons. The coding region runs from base 508 to 1371 and encodes 287 amino acids. Lineage: Eukaryota; Viridiplantae; Streptophyta; Lycopodiopsida; Selaginellales; Selaginellaceae. The record is from RefSeq and is a predicted model, not a curated record.